Messenger RNA from Gymnodraco acuticeps, 2137 nucleotides. RefSeq names its product gastrula zinc finger protein XlCGF8.2DB-like. NCBI's taxonomy places the organism in Eukaryota, Metazoa, Chordata, Actinopteri, Perciformes, Bathydraconidae. Gene Ontology annotation, cellular component: nucleus. Gene Ontology annotation, molecular function: DNA-binding transcription factor activity, RNA polymerase II-specific; RNA polymerase II cis-regulatory region sequence-specific DNA binding. Gene Ontology annotation, biological process: central nervous system development; regulation of transcription by RNA polymerase II. The record is from RefSeq and is a predicted model, not a curated record. The coding region runs from base 359 to 1384 and encodes 341 amino acids. The transcript has 2 exons.
GGAGGAGCUGUCUCUUUCCAAAGAGGAGAACGAGAGACUCCAGGAACUACUGGACGCUGUUUUACAGCCUGAGCUUCGGGUACACAGAGCAGAUGUCCAGCUGCUGGAGGUGGUUAAAGAAGAGGUUCUCCCUGACCAGCAGGAGUUGAGCACCAGUCUGGACCAGGAGGACCCAGAGCCCCUCCCACACAUUAAGCGGGAACAGGAGGAACUCAGGAUCAGUCAGGAGGGAGAGCAGCUUCAUGAGCUGGAGGAGGCUGAUAUCACCAAGUCCACUUUCACUCCUGACCCUGUGAAGAGUGAAGAUGAUAAAGAGAAACCUCAGUCCUCACAGCCUCAUCAAAGACAAACGGAACACAUGGAAACAGAAGCUGAUGGAAAUGACUGUCGAGGACCAGAACCAGCCAGGAACUCAGAUUCAGAGAGCAGUUUACACCCAAAGACUGAGGACGACACUGGAGACUCUUCUGAACCUGACUCUGGAGACUCUUCUGAACCUGACACUGAAGACAGUGCCGAUUGGAAAAAGACCAGAGAACCUGCGUCAGACACAAACUCACUGAAAAAUAGACAUGAAUCUGUCAGUGAUUCAAGCCGUAGUGCUGCAAAUAAACCAUUCAGCUGCUCAGUCUGUAAGAAAGCUUUUUCACAGAGUAGGAAUGUAAAGGCACACAUGAGAAUCCACACAGGAGAGAAACCAUUUAGCUGCUCAGUUUGUGAGAAAGCUUUUUUGCGGAGUGCACAUUUACAGGCACACAUGAUAAUCCACACAGGAGAGAAAUCACACAGCUGCUUAGUCUGUAAGAAAGCUUUUUCACAGAAUAUAGACUUAAAGAGACACAUGAGAAUCCACACAGGAGAGAAACCACACAGCUGCUCAGUCUGUAAGAAAGCUUUUUCACAGAAUACAGAUUUAAAGAGACACAUGAAAAUCCACACAGGAGAGAAACCACACAGCUGCUCAGUCUGUAAGAAAGCUUUUUCACAAAAUACAGAUUUAAAGAGACACAUGAAAAUCCACACAGGAGAAAAACCCUUUAGCUGCUCAGUUUGUACCAAAUAUUUUGCAUUGUGUGGAAAUUUAAAAAAACACAUGCGAAUCCACACAGGAGAGAAACCACACAGCUGCUCAGUCUGUAAGAAAGCUUUUUCACAGAGUGGAAAUGUAAAGACACACAUGAGAGUCCACACAGGAGAGAACAUAUACAGUUGCAAUGUUUGUGACAAAAUAUUUAAAUGGCGUAAUGAUUUCAAAAGACACAAGUGUGAUGGUUGUCAGUCCUCACAGCUUAAUGAAAUUCAAACAGAGGAUAACGGAGAGGCAGAGCCUCCAAUCAGCAGCUCAGCUGAACACAUGGAAACAGAAGCUGAUGGAGGACAAUGAAUAAGUCUUAUGACAGUUCACACAUGAGAAAAAUCUGUCUGACUGGAUUAACAAUGUUGCACACUAUUCCUAUGAGACAUAAAUGAACUCCAUCUUUAUCAAUAUAAGUGGACAAUAUGUUUAAUGUUUUUGUCAUACUGAUUUUCUGAUGUAUACGUUAACCACUGACUGUUGAUGAACCAUUGUAUUUUGGAUUGAGGGCUCCAAGUUUCCAUAUAGAGAUAUAGGAUGAUUUGGUGUAUUGCUCUUUAUUUCUAAAUGUUUUGUAUCAUUGCUAUCCUGUUAAUGAGCCCUGUUUUACAUAAAUGUACCUGUUAUCUGAUUGUUUUUGCUUCUGUAACUGUAAGGGAAUACAUUUGCCUAUUUUGUAUCCUGAUGACCUAAUGCCGUUACAUGUAAUACGUUACUCCCUAAGCCUGAUUUCACCCACCUGCAACCGAUUCGCUAAUAAUCACAAAUGUUCAUUUCUUUGACCCCUUGAUUAGACUAUUUCUUGUUUAAUAAUCGUUACAUCUCCUCAGGACCAAGUUCCCGUGUCCUGCCUUUCACCUGCUGAUCACCCACUGCUCAUUUAAGGUGGACUGACCUUUACAAUGGACCAUCCAGUUCAACUGUCAUCCACAUAUUAAUGAUUCAAAACAGCAAUGUGUAAGAUAUGGCUAGUAAUUGACUAUUUCAACAGAAUGUAAAGGGGUUACAGUCUUGAGGCCAUGUCCAAUAUGUUUGUGUUUUGUUUGAUUAAAUCGACUGAAA